AUGGAAUCUGGAAAAUCGUUGACUUUGUGUCAAUUGGAAGCAUGGUCAAUGGAAUAUAAAGUCAGAAAUGGUCCCACACAAACUGUAAAGGUUCAAGAAAUCGAUAAAAAUGAUGAUAGUUGUGGUCUUUGUGGCUAUGGAGGCGAUUUAAUAUGUUGUGAUAGUUGUCCCUCAAGUUUUCAUCAAGAAUGCUUAUGUUUACAGGAGCUACUUGAAGACCACAAGGAAUGUGUCAUGGAGACGGAAGUUGGAAGUGGGAUGGAACCUUCUACAUGGUUCUGUAGUGAAAGCUGUAAAAUGGCCUUGAAAGUUGGAAUGAUGAAUUCCAUCUCUGAUGGUUUCUCGUCGACACUUUUGAAGCGCACUCAUGGAGACCAGAAUGUUCUUUCCGAUCACCAUUUUAUUGCUUUGAAAGUGGAAUGGAGUCUGAAACUAGAAGUUUCCCUUACAAUCAUGGAGGAAUUCUUUCUUCCCAUGAUUGAUCCAAGAAUCGUAAUCGAUUUGAUACUCCAAGUACUCUAUAAUCAAGGGUAA
Molecule: messenger RNA, 534 nt
Organism: Lactuca virosa
Lineage: Eukaryota; Viridiplantae; Streptophyta; Magnoliopsida; Asterales; Asteraceae
Source: the annotation of a GenBank genome assembly